AUGAAGCGCCUGCUCAGACGGCUCUCCCGCGUGGCUGCGGCCGACGCAUGCGCCGCCACCGGCGCGUACCAGCCGCUCCGCUCCGACGCGGCGGCGGCGAAGUCCUCCUCCGCAGGCGCGGCUUGCUCACCGUCCUCGUCCUCCUUCUUCGGCGCGCGGCGGCUCGGCAGCAGCGCGCGCGUGCCGGAGGGGCACGUGCCGGUGUGCGUCGGCGAGGAGGGCGGGCCAGUGGAGCGCUUCGCCGUGCGCGCCGAGCUGCUGGGCCGGCCGCCCUUCGCGGCGCUGCUCCGGCGCGCCGCGCAGGAGUACGGGUACGGCCACCCGGGCGCGCUCCGCAUCCCCUGCGCCGUCGCCGACUUCCGCUGCCUCCUCCUCGGCCUCUCCGACGCCGACGAUGACGCGCCGUUCUACCACCACUAG
Molecule: messenger RNA, 420 nt
Organism: Lolium rigidum
Lineage: Eukaryota; Viridiplantae; Streptophyta; Magnoliopsida; Poales; Poaceae
Product: auxin-responsive protein SAUR71-like
Exons: 1
Coding region: 1-420 (139 amino acids)
Biological process (GO): response to auxin
Source: RefSeq, a predicted model, not a curated record